This is a messenger RNA of Phaeodactylum tricornutum CCAP 1055/1, 1034 nucleotides long. RefSeq lists its product with no specific name. The record is from RefSeq and is a predicted model, not a curated record. The transcript has a single exon. Lineage: Eukaryota; Bacillariophyta; Bacillariophyceae; Surirellales; Neidiaceae. Bases 1 to 954 code for a protein of 317 amino acids.
AUGCAAUCAAGUGGGUCACUGUUGCUGGCGCUCGUCGUGGCUACCGCUUCUAUUUCGAAGGUCCAGGGAGACCAAGGGCAGGCCGUCGAUCUUUCCAGUUUCGUGUUGAAGCACGGUCCUUGCUUCCACACCAAGAUCCAGCAAGACGGAGACGACGAUGGCAACUCAUUCUUCUAUAAUGGUUCGUACCGCGCUCAAUACAACCGGUACGCAUCCUUUUUCAUGUGCAAAAGUGGUCAGUGCGACUACACCCAAGAAUAUGUAGUCGGUCUCGAUGAUUACCUCCAGACGAUGACGAACUACCUCGACAACAUGUGCCAGUCCUGCGCGAACAACUGUCGUCGCGUACUGGAAGACAAGCAGAAUAACCAGCAAGACCAAAUAGAUGCGGACUGGCAGGUCAAUUGCAAUACGUGUGCGAAUGACUGCGCCAUGGUUUGGAAGGCCCAAAACGAAGAUAACGAGAGUAACUACUUGGAGUGUCAGUUUUCCUACCAAGUAAACGACAUUUCUUACUAUUCGGCACCUCAGUGUCGGAAUGGGCGAGUUGUGAUUGGGCAUUUUUACGAUAACGAAUGCUCCGUCAAGACUGGCAAAGAUUUCAAGCAGGAAUUUUCGUACUUCUACUUUCAGACCAUGGAAUCUAUCAAGGUUGAUUGCUCGUCCGGUCUCUGCGAUAACCUCUACGGCGAAGCACUUUCAUGCGUGAACGGCUACGCGGAAAGCGGCAACGACGACACGAAGCUAUGUAAGGCCGCGGUGGAAGCCAGUAAGAUUCGGACUUACUACAAGAAGCCUUGGUUCAAAAAGCUUCACGUCAAGAGAUUUUUCUUUUUUGUUUUGUCCAUGGGGUUUUCCUUGUCUUUUCUGACGUACAUAUACUUCGUCCGCCAUCGCCGAGCAAAAAUUCCGCUGGCCAAUUUGGACGGGAGCAAUUUGCCAGAAUUGACCUAGGCUUGUGAUCAUAAUAGCCACUGGACAGGAGUGUGGUUUUUGUACGAUGUUAACAAUAGGAGACUAUUACCAUAUGUUGC